CGGGGCUCCCCCCGCCGGCUCCCUUCCUCUCGCUCCCUCGCCCUCCCGCGCUCUCUCGCUCUCGCAGGGCCUGCUUCGCGGUGCGUGCGCGCGGGCGGCGGCGAGCCGUCUCGGACGCAGCAUGCAGGCACGCUACUCGGUGUCCGACCCCAAUGCCCUGGGAGUGGUGCCCUACCUGAGCGAGCAGAACUACUACCGGGCGGCCGGCAGCUACGGCGGCAUGGCCAGCCCCAUGGGCGUCUACUCCGGCCACCCGGAGCAGUACGGCGCGGGCAUGGGCCGCUCCUACGCGCCCUACCACCACCACCAGCCCGCGGCGCCCAAGGACCUCGUAAAGCCGCCCUACAGCUACAUCGCGCUCAUAACCAUGGCGAUCCAGAACGCGCCCGAGAAGAAGAUCACCCUGAACGGCAUCUACCAGUUCAUCAUGGACCGCUUCCCCUUCUACCGGGAGAACAAGCAAGGCUGGCAGAACAGCAUCCGCCACAACCUCUCGCUCAACGAGUGCUUCGUCAAGGUGCCCCGCGACGACAAGAAACCUGGCAAGGGCAGCUACUGGACGCUGGACCCGGACUCCUACAACAUGUUCGAGAACGGCAGCUUCCUGCGGCGCCGCCGGCGCUUCAAGAAAAAGGACGUGCCCAAGGAGAAGGAGGAGCGGGCCCACCUCAAGGAGCCGCCCCCGGCCGCGGCCAAGGGCGCCCCGGCCGGGCCCCCUCUAGCGGACGCCCCCAAGGAGGUCGAGAAGAAGGUGGUGAUCAAGAGCGAGGCGGCGUCGCCCGCGCUGCCGGUCAUCACCAAGGUGGAGACGCUGAGCCCCGAGAGCGCGCUGCAGGGCAGCCCGCGCAGCAGCGCCUCCACGCCCGCCGGCUCCCCCGACGGCUCGCUGCCCGAGCACCACGCCGGCGCGCCCAACGGGCUGCCCGGCUUCAGCGUGGAGAACAUCAUGACGCUGCGAACCUCGCCGCCGGGCGGCGAGCUGAGCCCCGCGGCCGGGCGCGCGGGCCUGGUGGUGCCGCCGCUCGCGCUGUCCUACGCCGCCGCGCCGCCCGCCGCCUACGGCCAGCCGUGCGCGCAGGGCCUGGAGGCCGGGGCCGCGGGGGGCUACCAGUGCAGCAUGCGCGCCAUGAGCCUGUACACCGGCGCCGAGCGGCCCGCGCACAUGUGCGUCCCGCCCGCGCUGGACGAGGCCCUCUCGGACCACCCGAGCGGCCCCGCGUCGCCCCUGAGCGCCCUCAACCUCGCCGCCGGCCAGGAGGGCGCGCUCGCUGCCGCGGGCCACCACCACCAGCACCACGGCCACCACCACCCGCAGGCGCCGCCGCCCCCGCCCCCGCCCCCGCCGGCGCCCCAGCCCCAGCCGGCGCCCCAGCCCGGGGCCGCCGCCGCCCAGGCCGCCUCCUGGUAUCUCAACCACAGCGGGGACCUGAACCACCUCCCGGGCCACACGUUCGCGGCCCAGCAGCAGACUUUCCCCAACGUCCGGGAGAUGUUCAACUCUCACCGGCUGGGGAUGGAGAACUCGACCCUCGGGGAACCGCAGGUGAGCACCAACGCGAGCUGUCAGCUGCCCUACAGAUCCACGCCAUCUCUCUACCGCCACGCCGCCCCCUAUUCCUAUGACUGCACGAAAUACUGACCUGCCCGGCCCGCUCCGGCUUCGCCUCCCGCACCCGGACCCGGACCUCUCAGACCGUUCGGGCUGCAGAGACGCAAAAAGAACCAAAACAUUGCCCACCAGCUUUUUCUCAGACCCAGGAGCAGAGAGCGCGCUCGCCAGCCUCAGCCCUUCUCUGUGAAGCUGCAGAGCUCAGAAUCUGGCAGCCUCAGUGCUUGCUGCUUGACCUCGAGCAUCCCCCAGGCCCCCGUGCUUUGGUUGAGUGAGCUGGACCGGCCAGCUAGGGAAGAGAGGGAGACUGAGUCCCCUCUCACGGCCACAGAAGAGACCAACCCUCCUUGCCCAGCUCUGGUACUCUAAUUCCAUUUCGUUCCUGUUCUUAAGAUGAUGUUUGCCGCUGGUUUAGAGGAGAGUGGUCUAGCUGGCUUUCUCCUUCUCCAGAUUUUUCUUAAGAGUCCACCCUGAAAGCUUGCCUUCAUCUCAAGAUUUGGAAUUCAGGCAAGGUCUGAGAGACACACGGGAAGUAAAGGAGAGAGAAACGGGGAAGAAUUGGGUGAGACCUGGGCUGCUGCUGAAGCCACGCUGGGAUCUACUAUCUCUGGGGAGGCUUCUGAAAGAAGUCACUGUGCGUCGGCCGCUCACCCAAGUGAGUAGCUCAAGAAAGGUCCCCACACCCCAUAGAGGCCACAGCGGGGCCAGGGGUCCUUCCAUUUCCUUAGGAACCUGGGCAGCUGGAAGGUUGGUGUUUGGGGCUUUAUCCAGGCCUCUGAAGGCGGCAGAGGGGAGAGGUGUGGAAGGCUGGGGUGCGCUGGAACGCCUUCGGUCCCCGGAAAGCUUCCGAGUCUGAGGCCCCGGGACCAGGGUAGGUGUGGGUAAGCGCCCCAGAAGGCCAGCCCUGUGUGCUGGGCGCUGAGCUCCUAGCUCGCUCAGCUCAGCCGCAGCCGCCCUGCUUCAGCAGCCCUAUGCAGACUUCGGGCCUAGGGACUGAGCGGCCUGGGGGCGUCUGUUGGUCCCCCCUGCGGGAUGCGGAGAUCCAGCAGCGAGGAGCUGAGCCCCGUGGGGUGGAGGCCAUCCGGGGGCCGACUCGCACCUCGCGGCGACCCCUGCGGGUCCGCUGCCUGGCGCGCAAAGACAGCGCGCGUGCGGGUGACACAGGCUGUCCCUGCUCCACGUAUCCGCUGGCCUCCCCUUGCUUCGGCCACUGGAUCCUCAGUCCUUGGGAGGCCCAGGGCCUAUCAGAGAAAGGGGAAAGGAGGUCGUGGAUGGAAGGGCCGGAAUGUUGGUCGCUGGCUGCCAGGACUCCUGGCCAAGCAGCUCUGUGGUCCUCCGGGCCCAAUUUGCACGAAGGCGCGUCCCGAUAACCACGUUCCUUCCUGAUCCAGUAACCGUGGAGCUAGGCAGGUCUCAAGGAACUGCAAAUAAAAUACAAGCAACCCCAACACCGCGGCAGAGACCAUUUCCCAUAGAGUUAACUCCGGAUGUCCUACUGGCCUUGGCUGCGCGGACUGUUUCUAACCAGGGCCCCGUUUUGACAGACAUGGACUGCUUGGAAGGACUCCGUGGCCUCUAGAAUCCCGCACAUUCCCCGCUCCACAGAGGCUGCAGCUUGAGUAGCCUCUGCUUCUUCCAAGACUCGGAGACAUGCAAGCUCACUACUUUCUGGGAGAGGGACUGUCCUGUGUGGCCCAGCCCAGGCUUCUCUUCCCAGGCCAGACUUGGGUCUCCAGCCAGGUAGUCUUCAUCUUCUGGUUUAAGUAGCCAAUCCUCACCCACACCAAAAUCAGUGGUGACAUGUGCCUUCUAAAUGCUGGAGCACUGGGCUAGGAAUUCGAAGACCAGGUGAUGCUGUGUGAACAAACUAUUUCCCUUCCUGGUUUCAGUCUUUUCAUCUGUAAAAUGACUGGUUGCUUGUAAGGGCAUUUGGGGUGGUCUAGCACUUUCCUUUCUGGCAUGGCCAUGCUCCCAUGAUGGGCCCUCAUUUAUCCCCACUCCCUUGCCCUGCUGAAAGAAAUGGAGAUCAGAAGCGGGAGGGAGGAGCAAACGUGGGGUCCUGGGAAGUUAGGUGCUUGGCUCAUAAAUCUUUCGGGGAUCCAUCUCCUCUCCUUUACCCCAAGACUGCCUGGGGUGGCCUUUGGGCCUGGGAGAGGCUUAUGACCUGCAUUCAGAGCAGAGAGAGCAGAGUUCCCAAAUCUCCCAUGAAAACUAGCCCUGGUGCCUGAGCACUUGCCUUGUCACUCCUUGCCCCCACCCCAAAUCAAAUCUCCGCACAGGGUGUUGGCCAAGGUCAGUGUGAUGGGAAUUCAUUAAUAACCAUUAAUCUGAAAUGGGCGGAAACAGCAAACUGAAAAGAGACAUUAAUUAACAGGCAGAACCAAGUCUCUCAAGAACGUGCUGGGGUCUGGGUCUCAGAACCUGUACCUGGUGCCUCAGGGAACGGGUACCUGCAUUGUCCUGGACGGGACACUCAUGCCCCUCCGGCUGUGGGGAACAUGGAUAGAGGCCUGAGGGGCAGCCAGCCCAGGGCGGCCAGGGGCUAGACUCUGGGUGAGCGGUGAGCGGACACACAAGGCCAGUGCCACCAGAGAGGGCCUUUUGGCACCACAUACUCGAAAUGCUUUCCCAAACUCUGAGAAGCAUUCCCUGCCUCCUCCUUUUUGCAUGGCCUCAGCUAGCCAAAGCAAGGCAUUUGAAAUGUUUGCUUUUGGACAUAGGCAUGUAAAGAAGGGGGUGGGAUGUUUCAGGGAGUCUGCAGUCUGCCACUGGGCCUGAGUGGACAUCCCUGCCUUGAUUUGUGCCAGCCUGUUCCCGGCUUUUGCAACCUUCCUGCCUCACAGAAAACACAGAAGGACACAGCCUGUGUAGAGUGUAGUUCUUGAAUGUGGAUCUUUGGUGCUUAGGUGAAGCUGAUGGGGGCUUUAUCUUGGGGCUGUGUGUGUGUGUGUGUGUGUGUGUGUGUUUGUGUGUGAAAAACUGGCAUAGA
Canis lupus familiaris (dog) is the source of this 4598-nucleotide messenger RNA. It is a transcript of the gene FOXC2, whose product is annotated as forkhead box C2. Gene Ontology annotation, molecular function: DNA-binding transcription factor activity, RNA polymerase II-specific; RNA polymerase II cis-regulatory region sequence-specific DNA binding. NCBI's taxonomy places the organism in Eukaryota, Metazoa, Chordata, Mammalia, Carnivora, Canidae. Gene Ontology annotation, biological process: anatomical structure morphogenesis; cell differentiation; regulation of transcription by RNA polymerase II. The transcript has 2 exons. The coding region runs from base 122 to 1639 and encodes 505 amino acids. The record is from RefSeq and is a predicted model, not a curated record.